AUGUUGCUGUGUGGUGACAAUUCUCACCGUACGCUUUGGAUCGACAAUGUACCCACAUCCUGGGAUACGGAGAAGUUGAAGGCUGUUUUUGAAGUAAGUGUAUUUUUUUGAAGUUUUUUUCUCGGAGCCAGUCCUGUUCAGAAAUACGGACAAAAGCCGUACAAAGUGUCUCGAGUGGAUUUACGCGGCGAAGUAAGAAAAUUGUCACCCUUUAGAAAAUUUUAAUCUUUUUACAGAUUCAAUUGUACUGUUUUGUGGAGUUCGUCGACAAUGAUAGCGCUCAUAGAGCGAUGGACGUCAUGACAGGAAAAAAGGUGUUGGACGGUAAACGAGCCAAUAUUUCAUUCGCUUUCGACAACCAUAACCCGUUUGUGUUGGAACUCAUGUUUUUAUUUGUUUUGCGUUUUUUGCAGAGAACAUCGUCUAAACAUCAGCAGCCUCCCUGAGAAUGUUAGAGAGAUAGAUUUGUUUAAGGUUGUCUUGUCGAGUUCAUUCAGAAAUGUUGAUGAGUUUUCAGAUUUUUCGUAAGUAUCGAUCUUACCGUGGAGCGAAACUUCACAAAUCCGGCCAUUACUCUUCCGGUUUCUUGCGAUUUGGCGAUCAGACUGAUCAACAACAGGCUUUGGUGUGUGUGUUACUACGAUUGCUUAUGUGAAACUUUUUCGUCAUACUAAUGAUAUUCUUGGCUCAUAUAUGAGAGGGGUUUUCAUAAAGCGAUUAUAAAUGUUUUUUUAGAACAUUUAAAGCAAAAAAAUAAUUUUUUUAAAUAAGUCCUAUUUUUUUAAAAUAAAAAAAACAGAUAGGAAGUUUGAAAAUUUAAAUUUAAAGAACCUCAUGUGUUUUUUUCAAAGGAUAAUUCCUUUUUAUAUGACCUGAAAUAUUGUAUAAAGCGUCUUUUUGCUUCAGCGCUUUUGUAAAAUGACCUUUCAAACAGCUCAGUAUUUUGAAAUUUUUCAGAAGUUUUAUUUUGCAAGGAAAUAGAGACUCAAGAUUCAUUUUUCGCCCAAGUUCGAUUUCAAAAAAUUUUUCAGGUUGAGUUGAAUCGGAAGAAAAUUGACCACAUCAAGUUGAAUCUCACAUUGGGGCGGCAAAAAGACGAACGCCUGAGGGUAAAAAAAUUUCUCUGAAAAUCUGCCAAAAUUUGUUUGAAGCACGCGGCGCGAAUGUCGGCGAACGAGUCGUUCAACAGCUAUUCUCCUGUUUCCUUGCACAAUAUGAGCGGCUACAACUCGAGCUUCAGCUGCGGCUCCAAUAGCUUCUACCAGCCUUCUCCUCAGUUCCAGUCACCCAUGUCCACUGUGAGUAUGUCCAAAAAAAGGAAUACACAAACAUUUUUUUGCGAAAGUGAAAAAUUUUUAAAUUAAUAAUAUUGGAAUUCAAAAAAAUGUCAACGUUUUUUUCAAAUGUCAAGAGUUUUUUGAAGUUUGCACAGUUUUUUAAUACUGAAACGUAAUUUGUCGAUGAAAAAGAGCCUAGUAAAAUAAUUUAACAAAAUAAUUACAUAUAAUGAUGAAAUAAGUUUAUAACUCUCACCAAAAACAAUGAUGAAGCAGAUGAAGAAAAAUUAUAAUGAGGAAUUUUUUUAAAGAUUCAUACAGUAGAGAAAAAUGGGUACUUAGUUACGCUUUCCAUAUAUUUCUCUGGCGGAAGGUUUGGUGGGAAUUUCGAAAUUCAGUUUUGCUCACUUGAUUAUCCGAAUUUCUAUUGUUUUUCAGAAAUAUUUUUGUAGUAUAAUGUUCGAGAUCUUUUCGAUUAUUUUUUUUUCAGGUGAAGCAGUAAAAUUAAGAUAUUUCUUCAUACAAAAAUUGAAAAAAUGCUCACCCUAAUUUUUUCCAGAUGCUGUCAUCGUCCUACGCAAGCCCACAGAUGUCGUCGGCGUCGCUCUUCUCGAAAAUUCUGCAUCCGCCGCUGGAUCCGCUGGCUCCGCUUCCCGACGACGAACAGCUCGAUCCGACCAUCCGUCUUGCUUUUCUCCGUGAGUUCACUAGAACUAUGAAGUUGGCUCAAUAUUAGUUUCGCACAAAGAAUUCCUUGAAAGUUUUCAUAAAAUCUUGAAAGCUACAUUUUUUCAGCGAGCAGUGCAAAGAAUGCAAAACUCGCCAACAAGGAUUUAAUUUGCCACUCAAACGAUAUUUUCAACGAUUUGGAAUGCUCUAGGUGAGCUUAUAAAACUUUUUUUGCGAAUGAAACGCUGUUAAGAUGGUCCCCAUUUGCCUACACGAAAAGAGUGACUCCUGUUCAAUUUGAAGAACGUCUCGUCCAGAAUGGAUGGAUGCAUCUCGCUGCUUGA
This is a messenger RNA of Caenorhabditis auriculariae, 2290 nucleotides long. The record is from the annotation of a GenBank genome assembly. Lineage: Eukaryota; Metazoa; Nematoda; Chromadorea; Rhabditida; Rhabditidae.